Drosophila ananassae is the source of this 783-nucleotide messenger RNA. RefSeq names its product peptide deformylase, mitochondrial. The record is from RefSeq and is a predicted model, not a curated record. Gene Ontology annotation, biological process: N-terminal protein amino acid modification; peptidyl-methionine modification. Bases 67 to 657 code for a protein of 196 amino acids. The transcript is spliced from 2 exons. Gene Ontology annotation, cellular component: mitochondrion. Lineage: Eukaryota; Metazoa; Arthropoda; Insecta; Diptera; Drosophilidae. Gene Ontology annotation, molecular function: peptide deformylase activity.
ACUCAGAGUAGUUAUUCAAGAGAUCUGGAGCAGUUUGGAGCUCUUCUUGCAUUCCCAGGAUCUGUCAUGUCUGAACCGCCGUAUCGCUACUUCACUCAAAUUGGGGAUCCUGUCCUCCGGCAAAGAGCCGAGGAGGUCCCGGAGGAGCGGAUUGAUUCGCCGGAAAUCGAUCAGAUUGUCGAUCGCAUGGUAAAAGUUUUACGUCACUAUGACUGCGUGGGCGUGGCAGCGCCUCAAAUUGGAAUACCGCUGCGCAUUAUCGUCAUGGAGUUCCGUGAGGGAAAACGGGAGCAAUACAAACCGGAGAUUUACGAGGAGCGUAAAAUGUCCACACUGCCUUUGGCCGUCUUUGUUAAUCCGGAGCUGGAGAUAGUCAGUGGCCAAAUAAACAAACAUCCCGAAGGCUGCAUGAGUGUGCGCGGAUACUCGGCGGAGGUGGGAAGAUUCGAUAAGGUCCGGGUCCGUGGAGUGGGCAAGCUGGGCACCCCCUCUGAAAUGGAGCUGGAGGGAUGGAACGCCCGGAUCGCACAGCACGAAACGGAUCACCUCAACGGGUGCAUCUACGUCGAUCGCAUGGACGUGUCCACAUUCCAAUGCGUCAACUGGGAGCUGAUCAACGCCGCAGAAGGUCGCUCGGCUCUUUGGUUCCACAAGUAAAAUAUCUAAAGCUUUCAUUCUAAACCAAUUUUAUAUUGUUCUGCGGCAUUUUAACCUACUUAAAUAAACUUGCUUGUAUGAAUUGUAUAAUGUUAAUUGUUAAUAAAACAUGAUGAGUUUUAUAGA